Messenger RNA from Columba livia (rock pigeon), 4794 nucleotides. RefSeq names its product meiotic kinetochore factor (gene MEIKIN). Gene Ontology annotation, biological process: homologous chromosome segregation; male meiosis chromosome segregation; female meiosis chromosome segregation. Lineage: Eukaryota; Metazoa; Chordata; Aves; Columbiformes; Columbidae. The transcript has 12 exons. Bases 16 to 1344 code for a protein of 442 amino acids. The record is from RefSeq and is a predicted model, not a curated record. Gene Ontology annotation, cellular component: kinetochore.
CGGGUGCCGCCGCGCAUGCGCGCUGGGGCCAGAGGCGGUGGUCGCGUGCUCAGGGCGGGCGGGGCUGCUGAAGGGUCACCGCCCUCAGGAAGCGUGGCUCUUGUUCCCUCACGGCAGCCGUCCGUGCGGUCUCGGCUCUCGGGGCCUGCUGAGGGGCCGCGGCGCGGCAUGGAGCGGCCACGGCGGCAGGGCGCUUCCCAGGACAGAAGGCAACCGCAGAAGAAGCGGCGUCCGUCGCCGCUGCCGGGCGCUGCCCCGGACAGGGCUGGGAGCCGGGCCGGUGUGUCCCGGCCAUGCCGCCGGCGCCUCUUCGGGAACGCAGGGCCCCCCGGGCCGCAGCCCGGCAGCCUGAAGGGAAGGUCCUGUGUCAAAAGCCUACCAAAAAUUAAAGAAAAUCUUGAAGUCAGCCAAGUGAACCGUUCAUGCAAUCAAAGCAAUCAAGUGGAUGUCCAAGAAACAAUAGACCUGGAAAAAAAAGAAGAGAAAAUGGAAGAAAGCACUGUAUCAGUGAAGGAAUCCCUGAUCAUCAACUUUGAAAGUAAAGAAAGUCUGAAAAAUCCUGAAGUGACUUCAAGUACAGGAAUGACUCUUCCCACAGGUGUUUCAACCUUUCUCCUACAGUGUUUAGAUGAAGAUUCAACUGCAGACUAUAACACAGGUUCUAGUGGCAGCCUGAACAGUUGCUUAUCCCCUGAAACAUUCAGAAAUAAUAUUUCAGACUCUGGCAAAUAUAAGAACUCUACUCUUCUGGACUCCAGCAAAGCAGUGACCAUAGAUAAGAUACCCCGGAUCUCAAGUCUUUCACCAAUAUCAGAACCUGUACUGGAGGAUUUUCAAGACCAAUAUGCUAGAAGAAAGAGACCAUCGAAUUGCAAUUACAGUUCAUCAUUAAAUGUUUCAACUACUGUGGCAGGAAAAAAAGUCUGUAAAAUUACAGCUGCAAGAGAGAGAACUCCAGACCUAAAAACGGGUAUGCGCUGUUCUUCGCCGUUAGGACCAGCAAGAAAGCCUGACAAUCGGACUGCUGAAACCAAACGGCUGAAGUGUAAGGAAAAACAAAAAAAAAGUAAUAAGCUUGAAGAAGGUCAGCCUGAUGCUCCAGGAAACACUUCAGCCAAAUCAAAGGGGUCGAUGGCAGAAGUACCGCCAGCCAAACAGACAGAUGCGGCAGUGCCUCUGUGUGGCAAACGAGAAAUCUGCUGCAUUGUCAGAACUUCACCGUGCCGGAGGCCUCCCAGCCCUCACCAAACUCCAGUUAACACAAAAGCGUUCAGCCCUCCCGAAGGAGUGCCCGAAGAUAUUAUUACAAGUACGAAAAAUUGGAUCUGCUGUAAACACAGAUGAAAUUUAUGGAUUUCAGCAAGAGAUUUCAGCAGAAGAAAUAACUGUCUUGAUACAGAAGAAAUAACUGUCUUGAUACUGUGGCAGGGAAGUGAAACAGAAAUACUAACCAGUAAUUAAUGGCUGUACCUCUUUGGCAUAUACAUUGUUGGAAAUUUAGUAUGAUGCAUUGCAGUAAGCUUGCAAAUACUUUACUCAAGCGCUUAAUAUUAAAUUAUUUUGUACAAGCAACUAGAUCUUAUUGUGGGUAUUUCUCUGUAAGGACUCCGUAAAGAUGAUUCUUCAUUCAGCUUAAAAAAAAAAGUGUGACUUGAGAACAGCAGACCAAAUUGCAUUAAUGGAAAUAUUUUUGGCUCUUGCUGUGCCAAGAUUUCUAGGUUUCUCUAGUAGUGUUAGUAUCUAAAGAUGUGACCCCUACUAGAGUUAAGAAGUGUUAAUACAGUUUAUAAGGGCAACUACAAGUUCUGAAAAUGGGUAUGUAAAGCAUCCACGUACUCUUGGCGACUCAAAAAAUCAAUAGUACACCACCAUUAAACUCCCUGAACGCUUAGGUCUGCAGAACUUUGGAGGCACAGGACUCUGUGUGUUCUGCUGUAAAUUGAUUUCUAAACACGAAUAUGGGUCGUCUUCACCCUCCUGUCACUGCAAGGUGGCUUUUUGUGAUCAGCACUGUCGCCAUUCUAGACACAUUCACUACCCAGCCACUGUUAGCUCGGAGUCCUUCCCAUUUUGUCUUGGUUUUGUAAUAUCACUGAUCUCACUCAGUUUCUUCUAGCGGCUUCGGACUUGCACAGAGGAAGUAGGUACCUUACGUGAAUAUAGGGUUAGAAAGAAUCCUAUUGUAGCUGAACUGUCUAAAGAGCUUGAUAGUGGUGGUCUGGAUAUUCAGGUUCCUGCUUACACUACCUGGCACAGAGGUUAGAUUCCCAGUGCUUCCUGUGCAGCUUGUGGAUUGUUAAUCCAUAAAGGUUGUUCUUCAGCAGUGUGCCAAACGCCUCAGAAAACACUGACAAGUACAGAGGUUUUUCUCCACUUGAAUUUACUGCAGGCUAAAGUAAUUUGGAUCCUUGCAGUGUUCUCACUACAGCACCCCUUGCUCAGACUCUUUUUGUAGACAGAAUGGGAGUUUUUCAACGGUUUUAAAAUGGCACUGUGGCUUUCCAAACCACUUGAAGUCUGAGUUUGUUUCUCAGUAUUACCACCCAGAAUGUUUAUGCCCUGGAAAAUAGUUCCGUAUUUCCCAAAAGUGCAUGUCAAGAAGACUUAGAAAAUUCUCAACUGUAAUUAGUUUCACAGGUGUUUUCAAAUGUAGUUAAAGCUCAGACCCUGAGCCUUUUCCCUUUGCUCUGGGGUAGAAGGAAUUGUAAAUGCACGCAGCUGGAUUAGUUUAUGAACAAGUAUUGUAUAAACAUAGAAUAUGGCUCAAGGUUGAAAAUGAUGCUGUUAUUUUUCCUUUAAGCAUUAGUAGAAUGAAGUCUGCCAAUAACUCCUUGGAGUCCUCUUGGGUAUGCUUCUAAUUAUCAAUAUCCUUGCCAAUUAUCCAAGCCACUGGUAAUUAUGCGAUCUAGAGCCCCUAGGAGAUAGAGGUGAGCUCUUUGAUGUGCUUUAAGCAAAACUGAAAUUUCUGCAUCGAGUAAGGUAUGGUUGUUCAAGUAUGGGAUGGUUCAGAAUAAAAGAGGUGUUUAUCGUAAGGAUAUUUUAAGAGUCUUAGGAAACAACACUUAUUUUGCCUCAAACCAUUUUGUAGCUUCUAUACAAGAGGCAGACUAAUACUGACAAACUAACUGGAGAGUACAAGAGAAGAAAAUAUGGCAUGUAACUCUGGAGUUGGCUGUAGUAGCCUGAAUAUUGCUGAGUUUUGUGUUUUUCUUGAUGCGAUGAGGCGAUAUAGGAUGACAGAAGUAUCAUGAACCACAAUCUCUCUUGUCUUUCCCUUCAGUGAUGAAAGCGCUGCUUCUUAUUUUCAUCUUUUGUCUGACUCUUGGAGAAAGUGUAAUUAAUUACCAGGCAAGCUCUCUGCCCCAGGGAAGGAAAUUUUAUUCAUUUGGAGGCUGUAACAAUAUCUACUCUUGUUCUGUGUUUCUCAAAGGGAAGGCAUUUUCCCAUGUUUUGGUGUUAAACUGAAGAAUGACUACAUAACAUUGCAUUCAAAGUGGAAAUGGGCUCUUCCAUAUUAGUGGAUAAAGGUUAUGGGUCACAGCCGGUUAACGGAUCAGACAGAAGGGCUGAUUUGUGCAGUGAUUCAAGAGAUAAAUCUGUUCCCUGUCACAGGGCUGCUCUGUCACAGCCCAGACAUGAGGAAGUUGCAAUGGCUUGAAUGGAAUCUCUUAUAGCGAGUCAGUCUGUGCAAGAGCUGUGAUAAGACGUUAUCGUUAGGAAUUGUGCAUGGUAGGCGCAUGUUUAGUAAAUGUAUUAUACAUAAAUCUGUAAGAGGUUUUUCAUUAACACUGUUCAGUUCUUUUUGUUAUCUGAAGUCUACUCCUAGGAACCUUUGGCUUGAAGUGCUUGGAGACGAUGAAAGAUGUUUCUUGCACCAGAGUGCUGUAGGUGUAUGUAUACCAGCUGUUACACGCAAAUGGUUCUGCUUUAGUUACAGAAAGGACAGGUUUGGAGCCCAAGACAAGGCAUACUGAAUGGACACAUAAGUUGGAAUUCAGAUUCUCUGUGUAGGUACAAAGAUUUACCCACAGGGAGGUUUUUCCAAGAAAAUGCAUGAUUAAACUUGUAUUUAUCCAUUUUUUUUUCUCUGACUAUCCAUCCUCCACUCCCCUGAUUAAGGUAUGUCAGUCAGGCCUAGCAGAAUCACUUGCUAUUAAUUUAUGGGUUUUGGAACCGGUUGAUAUUUACUUUUCAAGAGACUCCGGCAGCUUGCAUUGUACUGUAUUUGAGAUUAGCUAAAUCUGCAGUGCUGUAAAUUGUGAACUUGUAUAUCCUGGCCAUUUUUUUUCAUAGUGUUCCCUGAGGACUUUUUAUUUUGCAGAGAAUUUACAUGCCUGUCUUGAAGCUAGGAAGCUUUCACAGGGUGAAAAGAUGUAAAGGUUUGUCAUCUGUAAAUGUAUGGCAGGCAGGUGUAUCUUCCAUACAGAACAAGAGGAAAACGGUGCAUCUAAACAUUAAUUCCGAUUUUCUAUUAGAAUUAUCUUCAGCUCCUAGUAAGCUAAUAACAAAGUUCCUAUAGACUGCUGAUUGGGAGGAACCAUUAUAUUGAUACGUUACAGCUGCCCUAAGUUAUGCCUUUCUAAAACAAUCUGUUUAAUUUAAUCUUACAUCAUACACUGUUUUAGUUUAAUUCCAUUUUCUAGGGAAAGCAGAUGAGUCAGUUUUGUCAGUUCCUAAUUAAACUUCUAGGACUGUUGUCUCUGAACAGGGAGACAUUGAAGGAGAUUGUUAAAUGUUACGAGUGUUUCCAUCUCAUGUAAAUAUUUACUAAUAAAGAGUUUUGAAAAAUGCAAA